Fulmarus glacialis (Northern fulmar) is the source of this 303-nucleotide messenger RNA. Its product is annotated as syntaxin-1B-like. The annotation marks the transcript as partial. Gene Ontology annotation, cellular component: endomembrane system; plasma membrane; SNARE complex. The record is from RefSeq and is a predicted model, not a curated record. NCBI's taxonomy places the organism in Eukaryota, Metazoa, Chordata, Aves, Procellariiformes, Procellariidae. The transcript is spliced from 3 exons. Gene Ontology annotation, molecular function: SNAP receptor activity; SNARE binding. Gene Ontology annotation, biological process: vesicle fusion; exocytic insertion of neurotransmitter receptor to postsynaptic membrane; intracellular protein transport.
AUGUCCCCACCCCCCCCAGAGACGAAGCAGGAGCUGGAGGACCUCACGGCCGACAUCAAGAAGACGGCGAACAAAGUGCGCUCCAAGAGGGCCGGCCGGACCACCACCAACGAGGAGCUGGAGGACAUGCUGGAGAGCGGGAAGUUGGCCAUCUUCACGGAUGACAUCAAAAUGGACUCGCAGAUGACCAAACAGGCCCUGAACGAGAUCGAGACGCGACACAACGAGAUCAUCAAGCUGGAAACGAGCAUCCGGGAGCUGCACGACAUGUUUGUGGACAUGGCGAUGCUGGUGGAGAGCCAG